Molecule: messenger RNA, 666 nt
Organism: Williopsis jadinii
Lineage: Eukaryota; Fungi; Ascomycota; Saccharomycetes; Phaffomycetales; Wickerhamomycetaceae
Gene: JLP2
Product: Jlp2p
Exons: 1
Coding region: 1-666 (221 amino acids)
Source: RefSeq, a predicted model, not a curated record
AUGGUGUACUAUUUCAAGUCAGUAGGAAGUGAUAAAUCCUUUGAGGACUCCCCUCGUCUGCUAUACAUGGGAAAGGAUAAGAUGGAAAAUGAAGAUCUCAUAAAAUACGGACUGGACGAUGAUGUAUGGUUUCAUGUUGACAACCUCAGCUCGGCACACGUCUAUCUAAGGCUGGAACCAGGUGAAAAAUGGGAUCAAAUCCCCGAGGCUAUUCUUGUUGACUGUGCCCAAUUGACAAAGGCCAACUCAAUACAAGGGAAUAAGAGAGAUAACGUUACUGUGAUAUACACUCCAUGGAGAAACCUUCGUAAGACAAAGGGAAUGGCUGAUGGAGAAGUUGGUUUCAAGAAUGAAAAGUCCGUGAAGAAGAUCCAUAUUCAGUUCCGUGAGAACUCUGUGAUCAACAGGCUACAGAAGACGCGUGAAGAGAUUAAAGGCCGUGAACACCUUAUUGUCGCAAGAAAUGCGAGAGACCGUGAUGCCGUGAACAGAUUGUUGGAGAAGCAGAGAAAGGAGAAGGAAGAGGCCGAACAGGAAAAGCUUAGAAUAGCAGAGGAGAGGAAAAGACGUGAAACCAUGUAUGACGACUUGUUUGCUGACCAAGAUGAAAUAGAAAAGAGCAGUAAUCAAAGAAGGAUGUACGAUCCAGAAGAGGACUUUAUGUAA